Centropristis striata (black sea bass) is the source of this 3354-nucleotide messenger RNA. RefSeq names its product ankyrin repeat and sterile alpha motif domain-containing protein 1B-like. The transcript has 12 exons. NCBI's taxonomy places the organism in Eukaryota, Metazoa, Chordata, Actinopteri, Perciformes, Serranidae. The coding region runs from base 592 to 2130 and encodes 512 amino acids. The record is from RefSeq and is a predicted model, not a curated record. Gene Ontology annotation, molecular function: protein binding. Gene Ontology annotation, cellular component: cytosol.
AGAGAGAGAGAGGAGGCUGCAGAAGCAUACAGAUGAGAGUGGGAGUACUUGAUAAAGAGAAAUCUACAGCGCAGGCAGCUCUCGCUCUUUCUCUCUCUCUCUCUUACACACACACACACACACAUUCACACACACACACACACACACUCGCGAGCGAGCGCACACACUCCGGGGAGCAGCCAAGCGAGCGCAACAGCUGAAAGAGAAACAGAAAAAGCUGCUGCUGCUGCUGCUGUGCGCGACAAACACUCAGUGCUUUGCUUCUGCUGGCGGAUCUAUUAUAGCUCCAGUCUGAUGAAAACAGCCCUCUGUGGCAGGAUUUAACCCCAGGACGGGAGCUGUUUUCUGGAUACAACUUCAGCCUUCGCCCCCUCCUCAUCCUCCCUCUGGCUGGAUUGAGAGAAAGCAACAUCUGGACGCCUUCACCUCCUCUUUACCUGCAUGCUGACCCCUCCAUCCUCACCAUGCCUCUAGCCUAGCCUCCCCUUCCUCCUCCUCCUCCUCCUCCUUCUUUCUUCACCUUUCCCCCCUUUCCUUUACCUGCCUUCCCCCCUUUUAUUCUGCUGCCUUGCCAAAAGACUCCUCAGCAGCAUGGCGGGCUCCUUCGACAGCCACUUUGCCCGCCAUAACAUGAUGUGGCAGUGCCAGCUGUCUCAGCCGGACUGCCGCUGCUACCGUGUGGACGGCUACUCCUUAUUGAAGCGUUUGCCCCUCCACCCCCUCAUAGGUCCCCGCUGCCCGCUGCAGUCCGUGGGCCAGUGGCUGGACUCCAUCGGCCUGGUCCAGUACGAGAACCACCUGCUGGCCAACGGCUUCGACAACGUCCAGUUCAUGGGCAGCAACGUGGUGGAGGAUCAGGACCUGCUGGAGAUCGGGAUCCUCAACUCGGCCCACAGACAGCGCCUCCUGCAGGCCAUCCGGCUGCUGCCCCGGGUUCGACCUGUCGGCUACGAUGGGAACAACCCCACGUCGGUGGCCGAGUGGCUGGAGUCUCUGGAGCUGGGAGACUACACCAAGUCCUUCCUCAUCAACGGCUACACCUCCAUGGAGCUGGUCAAGAAGAUCUGGGAGAUCGAGCUCAUCAACGUAUUGAAGAUCAGUCUUAUCGGACACAGAAAACGGAUCCUAGCGUCAUUGGGGGACCGGCUACACGAAGACACCCCGCAAAAACCUCCCAGGGCCAUCUCCCUCCGGGAGCCCGGGAACCACACGCCCCCCCAGCUCAGCCCGUCGGUGGGCCAGGCAGCGUACACGGCGGGGGUCCCAGGAGGAUCUCUGGACGUGCAGCACCUCAUCAUGCAGGCGGACGCCCGGCGCAGGCAGCGCAGCAAUGACAACUACUUCGAGGACGUGCCGCGAUCCAAGCUGGAGCGACAGAUGGCCCAAGUCAGCAUGGCCGGCGAGUGGUGCGAGCCCAUCACGUUGCGUCCUCCCAACGAGGCGACCUCGUCCACCCCGGUGCAGUACUGGCAGCACCACCCCGAGAAGCUCAUCUUCCAGUCCUGCGACUAUGAAGCCUACUACCUGGGCUCCAUGCUGGUGAAGGAGCUGAGAGGGACGGAGUCCACACAAGACGCUUGUGCCAAAAUGAGGAAGUCGACAGAACAGAUGAAGAAAGUGCCGACCAUCGUCCUCUCCGUGUCCUACAAAGGAGUGAAGUUCAUCGACGCCACAAAUAAGAACAUCAUAGCAGAACAUGAGAUCCGUAACAUCUCGUGUGCGGCUCAGGAUCCAGAGGAUCUGUCUACAUUUGCCUACAUCACCAAAGACCUCAAGUCCAGUCACCACUACUGCCACGUCUUCACUGCUUUUGAUGUGAACCUGGCAUACGAGAUCAUCCUGACACUGGGCCAGGCCUUCGAGGUGGCCUACCAGCUGGCCCUGCAGGCUAGGAAGAGCGGCCACGGAUCAUCCACGCUGCCGGAGAGCUUUGACAGCAAGCCCAGCAAACCCGUCCCCAAACCUCGAGUCAACAUCCGCAAAUCUCAGAUGGAGCAGCCGUCCAUGGACCAGAAGGGCCACGCCAACGUGCCGUGGAUUGUGGAGCCGGGUCAGGAGGCCAAGAGAGGAGUCAACACCAAGGCAAUGCCGGACGCUCAUGUCUAUUACUGUGGAAUGCAAAGAAUGUAGCCAGCCCUAAACACGGACCUUGUCAAACAUACAAUGCAAAAUGGACUACAAAGGACUACAAACAUGGACGCUACUCCACAGUGUUUAAGGUUGACUACAAAAUAUUUACACCAUUCAUCCACAUGAUGCUUGACACAGUAAACAUAUGACAAACAGACAUUUAUACACACUGGCAGGACUACGGUCUGCUCUGAAUGUACUCUUAUUUUGAAAAGCAGCCUCAACUUUCUGCAACUGCAACAGGAUCUGUUUUAUGCGCCCAACUGGGAGCAACUUUUGGGGCAAUCUCCACGUCUCCAUACAGACUGUGAGUACGGUUACAGGGCAUCUGUUGGUAACAAUGGACGAUGGACUUAAAGGCACCGCAGGGCAUGUGUAAGGGGUUUGAGGACGUCUGGCUGGCUCUUUUGGUCUUUUUAUUUUCUUUAAAGUCAGAAAAUAAUACAGAGAUAUAUGCACAAGCGUGUAAAUGUGAUUGGACUAGCUGCAACACGCUACGAUGCAACAUCCUGAUGGAUGAUGAACCUACGUGAACAAAACAGCAUCUGGCGUUUAAAAAAAAAAAAAGUAUUCUAUUCGUAUUGCCCGACAUUUUAAUGUUUAAUAUGAGAGUAUUAUAUUACCAUGAUGAUUAUGAUUAUUCUUGUGCAAUUCUUGUCUACUGUUGUCUUAAUGUUACAUUAUUUUUCUAUGAUAUGUUGAGAUGAAAACCUUUGGGCUUGAGAAUGAUGGCCAUCCUUUAAAAAAUCUGAAACUAUAUGAUCAUACUUGUAUACAGAGAGUGAAUGUUGCAGGUGGCUAGCUAACUCGUCAGGUCAACCCUCGUCAUUUCUCAUGGGGCUCUACUCUUAUCUAGCAGAUGUACUAUUUUAAACGCAGUAUUACUGUAUUAUUUGGAUGAGACAUUGUCCAAUUAUAAAAUGUACAUAGAUAUUUUGCCAACUCAUUGUUCAUACAUGUAAUGUAAAAGAGAAAAGAGUAAAAGGAUCUGCAGUACAUGGCACUGGAAACAAGGUACCAAAAUAAAGGUCGGACAUUAAAAGAAGUGGUAGAUUGUAGAGAUUGUAUUUUGAGUGAAAACUGAAAUGCAUUAUUUGGUGACAUCACUGCUGACCAACUUAUGUACAUAGGCUUGGGCUUCCAGCACACUGAUUUUUGUAAUUUUGGCCAUUAUUUAUAUCCUUGUAAAGCACAUGGAAUAAAAUAUGACUUGUAAAACCAUUA